Molecule: messenger RNA, 6347 nt
Organism: Parnassius mnemosyne (clouded apollo)
Lineage: Eukaryota; Metazoa; Arthropoda; Insecta; Lepidoptera; Papilionidae
Source: the annotation of a GenBank genome assembly
GUAGUGACGGCGGCAUCAAUUUCCGAAUUAAUUACCAUUUGUCGCAAAAACUGCGCGUCCUUUAUCUUAAGUUUAAUAAAUUAUUAAUCUCUGCAGGUUGUGUUAAAUUGUGAUCUAAAUGGCGUCAGACGAUGAAGUAGACGGUUCUUUUGCAGGCGAUGAAGAAGUAGAAGAAGGUGAGGGUCAAAAUGAGAAUUCUGGCGAGAGUGAUGAAGCCCCACCAAAGGAGGAUGAUGAUUACUCUCCAGAAGAUGGCAGAAAAAAGAAAAAAGGAAAGAAACGGAAGGCUAGGGGUGAAGAUAAAAAAGGGAGAAAGAAAAAGAAAAAGCGCAAGAAUGAAAGUGAAGAUGAUGAUGAUUUUGGUCUUGAAAUUGAGGCCGAGGGGGAUAGUGAUUAUGCAUUAAGUGCAAUGUCCUCCAGUAAGAAAUCACGCAAAGGGCGUGGCAGUAAACACAAUAUUUCCACUCCAGCACCAUCUGAUUCAAACUCUGGUAUGCCAACAGUUGAGGAGGUGUGCUCUUCAUUCGGUCUCACAGACGUAGAUAUUCAGUACAGUGACGCAGACCUAGAAAAUCUUACCUCAUACAAGCUAUUCCAACAGCAUGUCCGUCCACUUCUUGUCAAAGAGAAUCCAAAGGUACCUGUGUCGAAGUUAAUGAUGCUAGUGGCGGCGAAGUGGCGUCUCUUUUGCGAAUCAAAUCCUCACCUCAGUGGCGGCUCGCAGACUAUAGGCUCCGAAGAGAAUACAAACACUUCGACCGCAUCAGAUUAUGCCCCUAAAGCCAGGAUUGGACGACCACCUAAAGAUAGCAUCAAGGGCGACGAGGCGACGGACGAGCCAGAGGAAGAAGAGGAGGAGGAGGCGAGCGACGAAGGCGCGCCGGCGCCGCGCAAGCGCGGCCGCCGCCCCAAGCACGCCGCCGGCGCGGCGCCGCGCGGCAAGCCCGGCCGCAAGCCCAAGGUGCCCACGCUCAAGAUCAAGUUCAGCAAGCGCAAGAGGACCAGCAGCGAGGAAGAGCAUGAGGGUAGCCUUGGUGCAAACACAGACUCAGAUGCAGAGUUCGAACAAAUGUUGGCUGAAGCAGAAGAACCCAAACCGCCCACAGCAACUGCUUCUGAAGAGAGUGUUCAACCAAAGGAGGAAGACCCAAAUGCUCCACCACAGCCAAAGAAAAAGGCAAAGACAAAAAUUGGCAAUAAGAGCAAGAAGAAGAAGAAAUUGAAGACAACAAACAAGUUCCCUGAUGGUGCAGAGGGUGAACAGGAGCAUCAAGAUUAUUGUGAGGUGUGCCAACAAGGGGGUGAAAUAAUCCUUUGUGACACAUGCCCUCGUGCUUAUCAUUUGGUGUGUCUUGAACCUGAGCUGGAGGAGACUCCAGAAGGUCGCUGGUCAUGUCCACAUUGUGAGGCUGAAGGUAAUCAAGACCAGGAGGAUGAUGAUGAGCAUCAAGAGUUUUGCAGAAUUUGCAAAGAUGGUGGCGAGCUUUUAUGCUGUGAUUCUUGCCCUUCUGCAUAUCAUCGAUUCUGCUUGAGUCCACCACUAGAAGAAGUACCUGAUGGAGAAUGGAAGUGUCCACGAUGUAGUUGUCCACCUCUCGACGGGAAAGUAGCAAAGAUUCUGACUUGGAGAUGGAAAGAGCAACCUCCAAAAUCAAAAGCGCCGCGUUCGCGUGAGUUCUUCGUGAAGUGGCAUGAACGUUCUUACUGGCAUUGCAGUUGGAUAUCAGAAAUACAGUUGGAUGUAUUCCAUCCUCUCAUGUAUCGGUACUAUAUGCGUAAAUCUGAUCCCGAAGAACCGCCUAAACUAGAGGAACCUGAGGAACGACAGGGCCGCAAGCGGGCUAAGAAUAAACAACAGCAAGAACAUGACUCAGAUGAGAAAUUAUUGGAGGAGAAAUAUUACAGGUUUGGUGUAAAACCAGAGUGGUUGAUAAUCCAUCGUGUGAUCAAUCACCGUACAGCACGAGAUGGUACCACAUAUUAUCUAGUAAAGUGGCGUGAUUUAUCUUACGAUCAAGCCACCUGGGAGUCAGAAAAUGAAGACAUUGCUGGACUCAAACAUGCUAUUGAGUAUUAUCAGGAUAUGCGAGCCUUUAUCACUUCUGAAGGCAAGACAAAAGGUAGCAAAGGCAAGAAGCCAGGCCGAAAGAGCAAAAAUAAAGAUACUAUAGAUGAAGAUGAAAGCAGCGGCGGACUGCAAAUUAAAGCUAGAAAAUACAAUCCACCACCUGAUCGUCCUACAACAAAUCUUAACAAAAAGUAUGAAGACCAACCGCCAUUCGUAUAUGAAACUGGAAUGCAACUUCAUCCAUACCAACUGGAAGGUCUUAAUUGGUUACGUUACUCAUGGGGCCAAGGAAUUGAUACUAUUCUGGCUGAUGAAAUGGGUCUCGGUAAAACCAUCCAAACAGUUACAUUCCUUUAUUCUUUGUUUAAAGAAGGACACAGUAAAGGACCUUUUUUGGUAUCUGUCCCAUUGUCAACCAUUAUUAAUUGGGAAAGAGAAUUUGAACUAUGGGCCCCUGACUUAUAUUGCAUAACAUAUGUCGGCGACAAAGACUCUAGAGCUGUUAUAAGAGAAAAUGAGCUGACUUUUGAUGAUGGCGCAAAUAGAGGUGGUAGACCAUCAAAAAUCAAAUCCCAAGUAAAGUUUAAUGUACUUCUCACUUCAUAUGAAUUGAUUUCUAUUGACUCUACCUGUUUAGGUUCAAUUGAAUGGGCUGUUUUGGUGGUUGAUGAAGCUCACAGGCUUAAAAGUAAUCAAUCUAAAUUCUUUAGGCUUCUAGCUGGCUAUCAUAUAAACUACAAACUUCUUUUGACUGGUACUCCUUUGCAAAAUAACCUCGAGGAGUUGUUCCACCUUUUGAAUUUCUUAAACAAAGACAAGUUUUGUGAUCUUGCUGCUUUCCAAAAUGAAUUUGCUGAUGUUUCGAAAGAGGAGCAAGUCAAGAGGCUUCACGAAAUGCUUGGGCCGCAUAUGCUGCGACGUUUAAAAGCUGAUGUGCUAAAGAACAUGCCGGCAAAGUCGGAAUUCAUUGUGCGUGUAGAAUUGUCGCCCAUGCAGAAAAAAUACUAUAAGUAUAUUCUAACUAGAAACUACGAAGCACUAAAUCCUAAAGGUGGUGGUCAGACAGUUUCUUUGCUAAAUGUAAUGAUGGAUUUGAAGAAGUGCUGUAACCAUCCAUAUCUGUUCCCAGUGGCGGCUGAAGAAGCGCCACUCGGUCCUCAUGGAAACUAUGAAACGCAGGCUUUGAUCAAGGCCUCAGGCAAACUCGUUCUUAUGUCUAAAAUGUUGAAACAACUUAAAGAACAAGGGCACAGAGUUUUAAUCUUCUCACAGAUGACAAAAAUGUUGGAUAUCUUAGAAGAUUUCUUGGAAGGAGAAGGUUAUAAAUAUGAAAGGAUUGAUGGUGGUAUUACUGGGACAAUUCGUCAGGAAGCUAUUGAUAGGUUUAAUGCUCCAGGAGCACAGCAGUUUGUCUUUCUUCUAUCUACAAGAGCUGGAGGCUUAGGAAUUAAUUUGGCCACGGCUGAUACUGUCAUUAUUUAUGACUCAGAUUGGAAUCCUCAUAAUGACAUUCAAGCCUUCUCACGAGCUCAUCGUAUUGGUCAAGCGAACAAAGUAAUGAUUUAUCGUUUUGUCACGCGUAAUAGUGUGGAAGAAAGAGUAACACAGGUUGCUAAGCGGAAGAUGAUGUUGACUCACCUGGUCGUACGUCCCGGUAUGGGUGGUAAAGGCGCCAACUUUACCAAACAAGAAUUGGAUGACAUAUUAAGGUUCGGUACCGAGGAGCUAUUUAAGGAAGAGGAAGGUAAAGAAGAAGCUAUCCAUUACGAUGAUAGAGCUGUGGCUGAAUUACUCGAUCGUUCAAAGGAAGGUAUUGAACAAAAAGAAUCCUGGGCAAAUGAGUAUCUCAGUUCCUUCAAAGUGGCGAGUUAUUCAACAAAAGAAGGCGAUGGCGAGGAAGAAGUCGACACAGAAAUCAUCAAACAGGAAGCUGAAAAUACAGAUCCUGCUUACUGGAUCAAACUGCUCAGGCACCAUUAUGAACAGCAUCAAGAAGAUCAAGCAAGAACUCUUGGUAAAGGAAAGCGUGUUCGAAAACAAGUUAAUUAUAAUGACGGUAGUGUUGCUCAAACUGAAAACAGAGAGGACUCAACAUGGCAGGAGAAUGGAUCAGAUUAUAAUUCAGAGUUCUCACAAGGCAGCGAAGAUGAUAAAGAAGAUGACGACUUCGAUGAAAAGAAUGACAAUGGAGAUCUUCUCAGUCGGCGCAGUAAGAGACGAUUGGAAAGGCGCGAAGAGCGUGACAGGCCACUUCCUCCGCUACUGGCACGAGUUGGAGGCAAUAUGGAAGUACUCGGCUUCAAUGCAAGGCAAAGAAAGUCAUUCCUCAAUGCCAUAAUGCGUUACGGUAUGCCACCUCAAGAUGCAUUUAAUUCACAAUGGCUAGUCAGAGAUCUUAGAGGAAAAUCUGAACGCAAUUUCAAAGCCUAUGUCUCACUUUUCAUGCGACAUUUAUGCGAACCUGGUGCGGACAAUGCUGAAACAUUCGCUGAUGGUGUGCCCAGGGAAGGUUUAUCUAGACAACAUGUAUUAACAAGGAUUGGUGUUAUGAGUCUGAUUAGAAAGAAAGUUCAAGAGUUUGAGCAUAUUAAUGGAUAUUACAGUAUGCCAGAGUUGAUACGAAAACCGGUGGAACCGGUCAAAAUAGCGGGUGCUGCUAAUGAAAGUGCGGCUCCUAGUCCAGCCCCUUCAACAGCUACUCCCAUUACAUCAGCCGCACCUUCACCUGCCCCUACACAAGUGGCACAGACCGCAGGUCCUACUCCUGUCGGUUCUGAUAAAGAUGAUAAAGAAGAAGCUAAAGAAGACAAGCCUGACAUUAAAGAAAUCAAAGAAAAAGAUGAACCUAUGGACACAAAUGAUACUAAAGAAGUUGAUGAAGAACAAAAGAAAGACGAGAAAGAAACGGUUAAAGAAAAAGAAGAAAUCAAGGAAGAAAGACGAAUGUCUGUUGACGAGGAACCUCCGAAAGAAGAUGAAAAAUCAGAUGAAAAGAAAUCGGAGGAAGUUACAGAUAAAAUCAAGGAAGAGAAAGAGGACUCCGAUAAGAAAGAUGACGCAAAGAGCGAUAAGACUGAGUCGGAAGCAUCAGAGAAACCUAAAGAAGAAAAGAAGGAGGAGGAUGACGACGACGUUGUAAUUGUAAAGGAAGAGGAAGAUCUCAAAGUGGAACGACGCAAGUUUAUGUUCAAUAUCGCGGAUGGUGGUUUCACAGAGUUACAUACACUGUGGCUGAACGAGGAAAGAGCGGCGGCGCCUGGCAGAGAAUACGAAAUAUGGCACAGAAGGCAUGACUAUUGGCUGUUAGCGGGUAUAGUGACGCAUGGGUACGGUCGUUGGCAAGACAUCCAGAAUGACCUUCGUUUCGCCAUUAUCAAUGAGCCUUUCAAAAUGGACGUCGGUAAAGGAAACUUCCUUGAGAUUAAGAACAAAUUUCUGGCGAGGCGGUUUAAGCUGCUGGAGCAGGCGCUGGUGAUCGAGGAGCAGCUGCGGCGCGCCGCGUACCUGAACCUGACGCAGGACCCCAACCACCCCGCCAUGUCGCUGAACGCGCGCUUCGCCGAGGUGGAGUGCCUAGCCGAGUCUCACCAGCACCUUAGCAAGGAGUCGCUCGCCGGAAACAAACCCGCCAACGCCGUCUUGCAUAAGGUGCUGAACCAGCUGGAGGAGCUGCUGUCGGACAUGAAGUCGGACGUGUCGCGGCUGCCGGCCACGCUGGCGCGCAUCCCGCCCGUGGCGCAGCGCCUGCAGAUGUCCGAGCGCUCCAUCCUGUCGCGCCUUGCCGCCACCGCUGGCAACCCCGUGCCCGCAGCACAAAUGGCGCAGUUCCCGGCGGGCUUCCAGGCAGGAGGCACGCUGCCCGGCUUUUCGCCGGCCGCGGCAGCAGCGGCUAACUUCUCCAACUUCCGCCCGCAGUACUCCGUGCCCGGACAGCCCACCUCUACCGGUUCCUCUAAUAAAUCAUAAGCCUGCGUAACUUAUUAUACAUUGUAAUUCAAUUUGAUGCACCUUCCAGAAGGUGAAUGAAACAGUCGCAUAGAUGAAUAUUUAGAUUUAAGCUUUCCAAGAUUCCUGUUCCACCUUGGGUUUGAAGUGAUAAUUAGUGAUUAGUGCAGUUAUGUUAGGUAACAUAAAUAUGUCAUAUAAAACAGACUCUCACAAUAUUAUUUAUUUCAUCCUGAUCUGUAUGAAUCUUGUUUAUUGCUAAGUGAUUGUGGACUUAUGAAAUCUUUAUUUUUAAUUUACCAAAAAUGAAAAUUGAAUAAAUCAUUUAAUUAAG